This is a messenger RNA of Oryza sativa Japonica Group (Japanese rice), 2578 nucleotides long. RefSeq lists its product as uncharacterized. NCBI's taxonomy places the organism in Eukaryota, Viridiplantae, Streptophyta, Magnoliopsida, Poales, Poaceae. The record is from RefSeq and is a predicted model, not a curated record. Gene Ontology annotation, molecular function: S-adenosyl-L-methionine transmembrane transporter activity. Gene Ontology annotation, cellular component: mitochondrial inner membrane; chloroplast envelope.
CCCAAGUUCGCGACCCCGCUUCCUCUCCCCUUUUCUCCUUUCGGUGCCCGAGUGCCGCCGGGCUCGCCGCGGGGCGGCACGCUCGAAACAGGUGGCGGCGGAGAUGGAGAUGGGCCUCGAACUCCAACCAGCUGCAGCGCCGUAGUCUCCUCCACUCGCGAGAAGGCAGAGGGGGAGGGGAAUCGGCGGAGACCAUCGCAGAGUUAUUCUCCUCCCUCCUCUUGGAAGGCUGUGAAAUCCUCCCUGGCGCUGCUAAGCCUCCGAGCUCCCUCCGAGCUUCCGAGCCAUCUCAAGCAGAUCUCAGUCAGUUGAUUACUAGCUUUCCUUUAUGACCUUGCUGCUAGCUUGUAAAAGAUGAGCUCAAAAUGUGGAGCUCCAAAAGUUAGAAAACCAACAAUCAAUUACCACCGUCUUCCAUUAGAUGGUCAUCAGUUUGAUCUGGAUGCAUUUCUUACUAAGGAUCGUAAUGCCAAUAACCAAUCGAAGCCAAGUACUCAGUCAGGAAGCAAAUCUAUAGAUAGAAGAUUAACCACUCCACAGUUAGUAUCAGCAUUGACUGGGAUCUGGAAUCUUGUCGGCCAGCCAGAAUCUUCCGGCACAGCUCAAAUAUCCGAGAGCCAUGAAAUUCUGCAUAAAGAUGAACCUGUGUGCUUCAGCAAAGAGCAAAAGGAACAUGCAUUGAUGUCUUGCUGUGCUGAAAACUCAACUGGUCUGAGCUCUCAAAACUUUUUAUCAACGCCAAAAUCAAUCUUUGAAGAUCUUAGUUUGGUGAAGAAAAUGUUAAUGCUCACAUCAUGUAGCAGCAUGGCUGGUGGCUCUUCUACAUGGAGACAUGUGCAUGUUGGGAGUGCCUAUUAUUUAAAGUAUCAGAAUAUAUAUCCCAUGCAAACCAGAAUGAUGCACACCUAUGCUGUUUCUGGCAGUACGGAAUUUAAGAAGGAUCAAAGCUUUAGAAGGGACGAUAACCAUUCCAGCCAAACAAGAAACAUGCCAACUGAGCUAUGUACUAGCUCCAGUGAGGAGGCUCACAUUUACGAAAGUUCUCUGCAUGGUACUAAAUCCAAUCUAGAGAUUAUUCCAGAAUAUUGUAGUUCUUCAUCUUGUUCGUCUCAGCAAAUGGUGACUUGUGAAGAGACAAGGAUAAUGCCAGCAGACCAAAUUUCGAGUAACACAUGCACACUUACUGAGAACUCAGUGUGCAUAUCUUGUCCGGUGGGUGAUGCUGUGGUUAUUAAUUCAGAACACACAGAUCAAAAUGUUGAUGGUCUUAUGUCUCAGGAGCACUCUGUAGACAAGUAUUCACCACAGCUGGAAUCAUCUGUUCAACAUCGAUUUUAUGGUGCUGUUAAUCUGAACAGGCAUGCUGUGGCAGGAGCAUUAGCUGGCACAGUAGUCAGUGUUUCUCUGCAUCCAAUUGAUACAGUGAAGACCAUUAUUCAGGUUAACAGUUCUCGACGAAGUUCAUUCUACCACACGUUAAGGCGCGCCCUUGUUGAGAGAGGAGUUUUAGGACUUUAUGGAGGGCUUGCUAGCAAAAUUGCUUGUUCUGCACCAAUUUCAGCAAUCUAUACCUUAACUUAUGAAAUAGUCAAGGGGUCUCUUCUGCCUAUUUUGCCAAAGGAGUAUCAUUCAAUUGCUCAUUGCACUGCUGGUGGUUGUUCUAGCAUUGCAACUUCCUUCGUUUUUACACCCAGUGAAUGCAUAAAACAGCAGAUGCAAGUGGGUUCACAGUAUCAGAAUUGCUGGGAUGCUUUAUUAGGAUGUCUUCGAAAGGGUGGCAUUACUUCACUAUAUGCUGGAUGGGGUGCUGUUCUUUGCAGAAAUAUCCCACAUUCCGUAAUUAAGUUUUACACCUACGAGAGCCUGAAGCAGUUCAUGUUGAAAUCAGCUCCUGCUAAUGCCAAUCUUGAUUCUGGGCAGACACUUUUCUGUGGAGGUUUUGCUGGGUCUACUGCUGCUCUGUGUACAACUCCAUUUGAUGUUGUUAAGACGCGAGUACAGUUACAGGCACUCAGCCCUAUUAGCAAGUAUGAUGGGGUUCUUCAUGCGCUCAAAGAAAUUUUUCAGCACGAAGGCUUGCAGGGUCUUUACAGGGGUUUGGCUCCAAGGUUGGCUAUGUAUAUAUCUCAAGGGGCUAUAUUUUUCACAUCCUAUGAGUUCCUCAAAACAAUUAUGUUUUCUGAACAAGAGCUUCAUGCAAGGAACUUUUGAUCACAGAAUGAUGCAGCGUGGUUCAGGAACACUUAAAGCAUCUGAGUUUCAAGAACAAUCUCAUGAACUAAGUGGGAUGGUUCUAUUAGGCUAGAGGAUUGUAGACUUGUGGUUACUGAACCAAACAUUUCUUAGGUCUUGAUAGUAAACAUUUGUACAAGUGUACAUUACAUUUUUGGAUACAUAGGCAACCAAACUGGUGAGCAGCCAUUUUUGAGUAGAAAUCACAUCUAGGAAAGCAAAAUUUUGUAUCAUCAACACAGUUUGUAAAUUCCCUUACAAGCAACCUGUGACUGGAUGUGCAUCCUAAUUCCUGAUAUUGAAUUCUGACAGAAAAAAAGAAGGCAAGUCUUUUUUUACUUGAAUA